Messenger RNA from Bactrocera oleae (olive fruit fly), 1079 nucleotides. Lineage: Eukaryota; Metazoa; Arthropoda; Insecta; Diptera; Tephritidae. The record is from RefSeq and is a predicted model, not a curated record.
GGUUCAGACAAAACCAUUAAAGCUUUAAUUAAGCAAAUAUUUUAAAAAAGAAUAAAAAUUGUGAUAAUUUUAUCUUCUCUUUUGCCGAAAACCGUGCGCAGUUACAUUCGUUAAAGUCAAAGAAUGUGAAUAAUACACAAUUUGCUGAGACAAACUUACUCUUGUUCAAUCGUGUACCGAAAGUUGUCAGUGAACAGCUAAUUGAACUUAUUCGGCGGUUGAGUGUGCGCAAUGAUUUUGGUGUAAGUCGUGCGCCCUUCUCCGAACCUGUCCGGCAGCGUCUCGAGGAGGAUGAGCAGGAGGAGCUGGCCAAUGAGCUUCUCGAUUUUGGCGAACCCUAUGCAUACUCAAUGCAUGUGAAUUAUAUUGAUUUCAGACAUUUCGAAUUGCCACAACCGAUUUAUAUCAACAUGAUACGAGAUCCGGUGGAACGUGUUAUCAGUUGGUUCUAUUAUAAGCGUGCACCUUGGACUGCUGUGCGAAUGUAUAAAUUAACUAAGCAAUUCCGCAAACCGCAAUGGUAUAAGAAAGGCUUCGAAGACUGUGCUAUGAGUGGUGAUCUCGAGUGUCGCUAUGAAGUAGACUCCAAAUUUCAAAAUUCCGUUGUCGACCAUAAGCGACAAACAUUAUUUUUUUGUGGGCAUGAUCCAAGUUGCGAACCUUUCAAUUCAAACGGGGCCUUACAAUUGGCUAUGCAGCAUGUAGAGAAUGAAUAUGCUGUGGUUGGUUCGUGGGAGGAUUUGAAUGUUACAUUAGAAGUAUUCGAGCAUUAUAUACCGAGAUUUUUCCGAGGUGCAACGCAACUGUAUUUUGAUGUUGAAAAUGGAAUGAUAUCGACACCAAUGAAUGUCAAUCCGUGGAAACCGACUAUAAGUGCUCACAUAAAGGAACUGAUUAGAAAGAACUUUACAAGAGAAUAUGAGUUUUAUAAUUUUUGCAAACAACGUCUGUAUAAGCAGUAUUAUGCGCUGAAAAAUACAACGUGAAAGCAUUCGUAUAUUAAAUACUCAAAAAUAUAUGUAUGACUAAUAUUCAAGUGAUUUCGUGGUGAUUUAAUGGUGUUCUGUUUAAGAUAAUCA